Metarhizium acridum CQMa 102 is the source of this 1611-nucleotide messenger RNA. The record is from RefSeq and is a predicted model, not a curated record. NCBI's taxonomy places the organism in Eukaryota, Fungi, Ascomycota, Sordariomycetes, Hypocreales, Clavicipitaceae.
AUGGCUGGCUUCGCAGCCUCCAGAAAGAAGCGUUCUGCGGAGCCAGCUCAUGAUUCCGAGACAGAAUCGACUACAACUUCAUAUCCAUUAUCGUCUCAUCAGCGGCCUCUGAAGCGCCAAGCUCCCUCGCCCGCUCCUAUUUCACCUCCUUCACGGGAUUCGUCGGGUUUACCUGACAACCAAAUCCGUGACCUGUUGCCUAUCGUGCCUACUUCAGCUACCACAUCGCCUUCAAACUACGGUCGUAUCAACGCGGAAAACGAAACUAACUUGGACCUGCUUGAGAGCAUGCCGAAUGAAGUCAAUUAUUAUCGACAACGCAUCUUGAGGAAAAUGCCAGGUCAAAGUAGCACCGCCAGUGGCAAACAGCACCAUGAUACCACCUUUGAAGUAAGCAAUAGGAACACCUUCGAACAUUGGCCAACCGACAGCCAGGUUAUCAUUCAUGGUUUUGAGCCACAAGUCAAGCUGCAUCUUGACAAGCCCGUUCUGCAGUUUGAUGUCCAAGACAGGCAGAAGACCGGAAAUUUUUCCAUUAGACGGGGCGCUAACCGCUUUGCUUCCGAAAAGCCUAUGGCGCGUGGAAAUCGUUCAGAUCCGAUGUUCAGUAACUUCUUACUCACGCGGCCAUUAGACCCUGAAAAGGCGGAUGAGAAACUCGCAGCUGACUACCCUUAUGAUCAUGUCUGGCCGCCACCAACCAUCCCAGCUCGUCACCACGUGUCUGGCGCAAGAUCUGGUCAAGCUGUCAUCGACUUGUCGCAAGAUGAUCGGCCCAGGUCUCGAGGUGAAGUCUCCGAUCAGACCUUCCGUAUUCGGCAGUGGAUGCAAAUGCCAGGAACGCCACCGCCGCCGAGCCUCGUAGGCGGCCAGGCUGGUAGCUUCACAGGCAUGGUGCAAGUUCUCAACGGAUUAACCGAUGCAGACAACGUCAUGCUAGCUGCUGGUGCUAUGGGCGUCCACAUUGGUGAGGAAGUCAUCACGUACUCGACUCUUGACCCGGUCCUAUAUACACCGACGCCGACAAAGCCAUGGCGGGGUAUAUGGGUUGGCGAUUAUAGUGGCCAUGGAUGUGAAUUCCUGCUCAUUAACCAACCUGACGAUCCUCAUGUCACUGAUGCCGAGCUUGGCCUGGUACGAGAUGCUGACGAGACGGACCAAGCCUGGGAAAAGCGAAGGAGGGAAGCCUAUACGUAUCGUGGCCGCCUUGAAGCAAUCAAAUUGACGGGUGAUCCCAACGUGCCGCGGGGUGAGUACACCUUUGUCUGUGAUGAUCUUGGCCCCGGAGGUUAUGUAGGGGUAGCCACCGACCCUCCCUUCGCGGGGGCUAGGGUGGUGAAGAGCAAGGGACACGUUGCUGCAACGGGGUUUAUUCAAGGUAAGCAAAUGGAUCGAGAGUCUUUGAAGGCGUGCAACCCAUCAUUUUGGGAGAUUUCACCGCUGUUAGAACCAAUCGCUAAUUAUACCGGCGUCCACGCUGGCCACACAGACAAGUAUAUUGAAAGUCAACUCUUGCUCAUUGGACCGAAUCGGCUGGCUCAGUAUUGGGUUGGCUUUGGGCAUAUCAGUUUCUUUGAGAGGGUUCAAAUUGAUGAAUUGAUUGUACCGUAA